AGGAGUGGGAGGAGAUGGAGGCUGCCAUUGGGCAGGUGGAGGAGCCCUUCCAGGUCUCCGUGCUCUACUCCGGAUGCCCGCAGGAUGACGGAAGCCCGUUGGCCAUCGACUCACUGGAGCUGGUGGACUGUGAAGUUCCAGAUGGCAUGGAGAGGGAUAGCGAAUGUGACAAGACUACAAGCCUGCUCUGCAACUUUGGAGACUGCAUUGACAAGAGCAGAGUGUGUGACUUCCACACAGACUGCCCUAUGGGGGAGGAUGAAGGCUCCAUAUGUGACUACUUGCCUGUUGGUGCCCACUGCUCGUUCGAGUCGGGCCCCUGUGGGUGGUCGGUGUCGGAGCGUUCGUCUGCCUGGCUGCGGACCAGUGGCUUGGAGCUGAGCAAGAGUAGAGGCAUGCAGGGAAGCACGCUGCAGUUGACACAAGGUCACUUCCUGUAUCUGAAGGUGAGAAGCAGCCACUCGGCUGGUGAGGCGUCGGUGCAGAGCCCCCCUCUCCCUCCCACGGUGUCUGAGAGAGACUGCCAGCUACGCUUCUCUAUCUACGUGUUUGGCGGAUUUGCUGGCAGGGUUUGGAUCUCACUGGAGGCCAAUGGCACGAGUAUACCGCCUGUGGUGCUGCAGAGCGCCAAGCAGUGGAAAGAUGAAUGGCAGGAGGUCACACUACCCGUCUCUCAUGUGCUCAACGGGUUUCAUAUCAAAGUCCGGGCACAGUGGGAGGAGGGCUCCUAUGCCGACAUCGCUCUUGAUGACAUUGCAAUGGGAGCAGCCUGUUUCAAAUCAGAUCUCAGCGCCUUGCUCCAGCAUAGCAAUAGACUUUUACAUGGACUGGACCCGAUGAGUGAUAUGGACUUCUUCAGCCCCCUACCUGAGCCGUCCUCCUCAGAGGUGCCCUUGAUGUCAUGGUGGUUUACGUCGUGUGGAGCCAGCGGCCCGCGCGGCCCCACGCAGGCCCAGUGUGACAACGCCUACCGCAACACCAACGUCAGCGUGGUGGUGGUGAAGGACGGGCCCAUCAAGGGGGUGCAGAUGUGGAGGGUCCCGGCCACCAACAGAUACCAGAUAACUGCGUAUGGUGCGGCUGGGGGCAACGGUGCUAAGAACCACAACAAGCGGCGGCACGGAGUCAUCAUCAUCGCCAUCUUCACUCUGGAGAAGGGAGACAUCCUGUACAUCCUGGUCGGACAUCUUGGAGAGGAUGCCUGCCCUGGAAGGAACAACCUGACCCAGAAGAUCUGUCUUGGCGAGUCAUCUGAGAUUGAGCAGAGCUUUGCCAAAGACGAGAAGGACUCUGAUUGGGCGGGAGGUGGAGGUGGCGGAGGAGGAGCCACGUACGUCUUUAAGAUGGUGAACGGGGAGCUGGUGCCUCUGCUGAUUGCGGCGGGGGGCGGGGGCAAGGCCUACCUGGAGGACCCGGAGAGGAGCGCAGAGCCCAUCCCACUGGAGCAGUACGAGAACGACACCGCUGCACCCUGCCACAACGGCCACACCGGACAAGGAGCAGGUGGUGGAGGUGGCUGGAGGGACAGCACCACCAAGCUGUGGGCGGGCAAGUCCCUGGUGGAGGGAGCAGAGGGGGGCUCGUCCUGCCGCUUGGCCCAGGCGCGCUUCAAGUGGGACACCUUCGGAGGGUUCGGAGGCGGAGGUGGAGCCUGCACGUCAGGAGGAGGUGGAGGCGGAUACAGAGGUGGGGAUGUGGCACUACUUGAUGACCUUACAGCGGAUGGCCAAGAUGGCGUCUCCUAUGUUCACCCCUCAGGAGAGAUAUUUCUACCUUCUCUGGCAGUGAUGGAGAGCCACGGCGAGGUGGAGAUCGAGGUGCACCGUAACUGCAGCCACUGCCAGACGCAGAGCUGCAGGCGUGACCAGGAGACGCACCUGAUCACCUGCAUCUGCCACAGCGACGAGAUGCUGGCCCCGGACAACGUCUCCUGCAUAGGUAGCCCCGUGCCAGAGGGGCACCUGUCGCUCUCCGUCAUCCUGGCCGUGGUGGCCUCCACCCUGGUGAUGGGCAUCUUACUCACCUGCGCCUGCCUCACCCUCAUCUACUACCGGAAGAAGAACCAUCUGCAUGCGGUGCGGGUGCGUCUGCAGAGCCCGGAGUACAAGCUGAGUAAGAUCCGCUCGUCCACCAUCAUGACGGACUACAACCCCAACUACUGUUUCGCCGGCAAGGCCGCCUCCCUCAGUGACCUCAAGGAGGUCCCUCGCAAGAACAUCACCUUGCUCAGGGCCCUUGGUCAUGGUGCCUUUGGGGAGGUGUAUGAAGGCCAAGUCCUUGGCAUGAACGGAGACUUGAACUCGUCCAUGCAGGUGGCCAUCAAGACUCUUCCAGAAAUCUGCUCGGAGCAAGACGAGAUGGAUUUCCUGAUGGAGGCCUUGAUAAUGAGCAAGUUCAGCCAUCAGAAUAUAGUGCGCUGCAUUGGCGUGAGUCUGCAGAUCCUGCCUCGCUUCAUCCUGCUGGAGCUGAUGACUGGAGGAGACAUGAAGAGCUUCCUCAGACAGAACAGACCCAAAGCAAACCAGCCGUCCUCCUUGAGCAUGCUGGAGCUUCUGCACAUGGCCCGAGACAUCGCCCUGGGCUGUCGAUAUCUGGAGGAGAACCACUUCAUCCACAGGGACAUUGCUGCUCGCAACUGUCUCCUGACGUGUCCAGGACCGGAGCGGGUGGCUAAGAUCGGAGACUUUGGGAUGGCUCGGGACAUAUACAGAGCGAGUUACUACCGCAAGGGUGGGCGUGCCAUGCUGCCAGUCAAGUGGAUGCCACCGGAAGCCUUCAUGGAGGGCAUCUUCACCUGUAAAACAGACACAUGGUCGUUUGGGGUACUGCUGUGGGAGAUCUUCUCCCUGGGAUACAUGCCUUACCCCUGCAAGACCAAUCAAGAGGUGCUGGAGUUCGUCACCAGUGGUGGCAGGAUGGAUCCCCCCAAGAGCUGCCCAGGACCUGCCUACCGCAUCAUGACUCAGUGUUGGCAACACUGCCCUGAGCACCGGCCCAACUUCUCCACCAUAUUGGAAAGGAUCAACUACUGCACUCAGGACCCUGACGUGAUCAACACCCCGCUGCCAGUGGAGUACGGGCCGACCAUGGACGAAGACGGCGGCACCGUGAUGCGGCCAGAAGGCUCUGGAAGCAUGAGCCCCUUGCUGGUGUCCCACUCCCUCUCCCAGGACGCGUCUCUCCCACCAGAGGUCACCUUGUGUAGUGGUGGUGUUGGGAUCUCCUCUUGCUCCUCCAUCACCACCACCACCACCGCUGGUGGUUUCCCCCUGGCCCACAAGCCCCGUCUCCUGCUCCAGAGGCCCACUCAGCUCCCCCAGGAGGUGGCCACCGCCUCGUACCGCGACGCCCUGGAGCCGUCCUGGGCCGAGCCCGUACCGGCGGUGGCCGUGUGCUCCGGCUCAUGGCUCCAGGUCCCCGGUGGUGCAGGCGCAGGGCCGUCCCUGGGCAGCAGCAGUGGCGAGUUCUACCACCACCGGCCGUGUUCUCGCAGCAGCUCGUCCUCGGGCAGCCAGAAGCUGAAGAACAAGACCAAGAAUCUGUGGAACCCCACCUACGGCUCCUGGGUGCUGGAGAGCAUCGGCCGCGCCAAGACGGCGCUGUCCCACACGCAGUCCGUGCCACUCUCCUGCGGCGGCGGCUCGUCUUCCUCCUCCCCCAACACCACCACCGCCUCCUCCACUACCUCUGAACGUAACGAUCUGGAAGCUGCAGGCCUCAGUGGAGGUGGUGUUGGUGUUGGUGGUGUUGGUGCCAUUGCUGCUGCGUGUCAGACCUCCACCAGCUUACUACCCACCACAGUCUCCACGUCCUCCACCUCGUCCCAGUCCUCCUCCGUGGGAGGCUCCCAGGUCCCCAAGAUGGGCCUGUCCUCAUGGAAGACCCCAGUGGGAGCUGUGGCCGGUGGGGCAUGUGGAGGAGGGGCCAUGGGGGGUCCACCACCAGCCAGCACCACCACCAUGGAUCUGGCCAAGCUCCAGAGCUUCCCCUGUGGCAACGUCAACUACGCCUACGACGAGCAGAGCUACGAGGCAGAGAGCCUGCCCCUGGUGGUGCCAAAGGCCACCAGGCUGCACUCCGAGGCUGCCGCCGCUGCCGGUGCCUCUGGUGGUGGUGGUGCCUCUGCGAUGUGUGGUUCCACGCCGGGCCUCUUGCUGGCAGGCCUUGCCCUGGCACUGCCCUCCACCUCUGGACACAAGCCCCUGGUGAAGCGGCACGCCAGCUACGGGCACGAGGACAUCAAGCGCCACACCAAGCCCGAGAAGCCCACGCGGGACAGGGACUCGGGGUUCUCCCUGUCGGAGGACCUGAGUGUCACGCCCGUGUAGCGAAAGAGGUGUGGGUGUGGUGGUGGUGGUGGUGGUGGUGGUGGUGUGACGUGGUGGGCGAUGAAGUAGGACUCAUGAUUCAGGUCAUGCACAGUACAGUCGUGCAAGCAACUUAACUCAUCACCAAGUAGAAACACUGGAACACAAGACACUGGAAGUACAUUUUACACAAAUGAGAACACACUGGAAAAGAUUUUGUCGGGACGCCAUAUUUUUUGGCCUGCUGAAGAAAUCACAAGCUCCUUAUUUUUUUCUAAAUAUAGACAAAUAUAUAGAUAUAUAUAUAUUCAAAAUGAAAAAGUCUUUUUUGUAUCCUUAUAAUAAUGUUUUUUUUAAAUAGCCUUGGUACUAACUAACUUAAAGGGUAAUAGGCGCACCCAGGAACUCCUGAAUAUUUACUUACAUUUGAAGAACCAGGGAAAGGAAAGACUAACAAUGUUGUGAGACUGAAACCAAACAAUGGCUUACAAGAAGCUGAUGUUGUAAAGAUAUUUCUCUUUGGUGAGGUCUGUGCGUGUACCUAAUGGUCUAUGGGGUACAGUAAAAUCUGAGAUCAAGCCGUUGUGAAGUCGAUCUGAGGAUACAUGAAGUCUUGCAAAAGAAUACUGUGAAAAAAUACAUGCUAACAUUUAACCAGCUAUGCAAUCUGGUUCUAGCAAAGAGGAAACAAGUACUUUUUCCCCCUUCUGGUUGUACUAUGAUCGUUCUAGUUCUGGUCUAGAAUGACAGUUUAAAUGAGGAAAGAACGUGAAACGCUAUGGGUUCCAUUGAAAUUGAGUUGCCCUUUUAAAAUUUCUGAAGUACGAAUGUGAUCGAUUGACAAUACUUUUCGGAUUUAAAUACAUAAUGUAUUAGGAUGGUUGUUACGACAUAGUCUGAUAUUAUACAGUAUAUUUGGAAAAAAAUAUAAUUCAGGUACAUACUUAAUUUGGAGGAACUGAUGUGCUUGCUUUGUGUGAAGAUUUUAGUAAAGAGAGAACAGGUGCAAGGCUG
Molecule: messenger RNA, 5321 nt
Organism: Engraulis encrasicolus (European anchovy)
Lineage: Eukaryota; Metazoa; Chordata; Actinopteri; Clupeiformes; Engraulidae
Gene: ltk
Product: leukocyte receptor tyrosine kinase
Exons: 25
Coding region: 15-4328 (1437 amino acids)
Biological process (GO): cell surface receptor protein tyrosine kinase signaling pathway; protein phosphorylation; multicellular organism development
Cellular component (GO): plasma membrane; signaling receptor complex
Molecular function (GO): ATP binding; transmembrane receptor protein tyrosine kinase activity; protein binding
Source: RefSeq, a predicted model, not a curated record